This is a messenger RNA of Amphibalanus amphitrite, 695 nucleotides long. RefSeq names its product shematrin-like protein 1. The transcript has 3 exons. The coding region runs from base 136 to 492 and encodes 118 amino acids. Lineage: Eukaryota; Metazoa; Arthropoda; Thecostraca; Balanomorpha; Balanidae. The record is from RefSeq and is a predicted model, not a curated record.
UCUAUUGCGCCUUGCGGUGCUCCGAGGUCACGUGUCCUUUCCUGGGGGCGAAUGACGCACCGCGCGGCGGCCAGGUAUAUAUCGGAAGGUCACCGGCGGCGUCUUCAGUCGAUAAUCUAGUCGGUGGUCAGCAACAUGAAGCCGUUUGUGACGCUGUGCCUUCUGGCGGCGCUAGUGGCGGUGGUGACCUGCCGACCUGAACAGCAGGCAGCCGCCGAGUUUACACCGGAUGCCGACCAGCCGGUGGCCUCUGAAGCCGGAGAUUUGAAGGGUUCUGAAACUGGCAUCUUCGGUCGCCUGCUCGGGGGCCUCCUGGGUCGCGGCCGUUACGGUCGAAGACACGGAUACGGCGGUUACUUCGGGGGAUACCCGUACGGCUCGGGAUAUGGAUACGGACACCGCGGAUACGGAUACGGAUACCCUGGAUAUGGACAUGGGCUUGGAUACGGUCUUGGCAAUGGAUAUGGAUACGGAUACCCGUAUUACGGAUAAUAUUUGACAAUCUGUGUACACUGUUCAACCUCGCACUGGGAACGUGCUGCGCUGCUGUUCUGGCGUCACGUGGCGAAACCGAAUGAAUGCCUUGCGAUGGAUUUUUGCUCAAAUGUGCACGGUUCGGAUCGACUCAUUUUGAUGUGUAGACUUAGUUUUGUUCUAGUCGGGUGCUUGAAAUACAUUCAUUUUCACAAAUGUGA